AUGGCCAUCCAAUCCACUCCCAAACCCCUCCGCGUCGCCGUCCUCGGCUGUGGGUUCAUGGGCACCGCACUGGUCCAGGGCAUCAUCGACGGACUGGACGAUACCUGCCAAUACGACCUCAAAUUCUCGGUCAGCGCCCGCUCCAGCGACUCGAUUAAUCGACUGCAGCGAAAAUUCGAGUCGCACAAAGAUCGUGUGGACAUUAUCACUUCGGACAACACCGAUGCGGCUCGCGGUGCAGACGUGGUCAUCUUGGCUUUUCAGCCGCAGCAACUCGCCACGAUUAUGGACAGUGGUGGCCCUUUAGUCCAAGCCCUCGAGGGAAAGCUGCUUGUCUCCAUAUUGGCUGGGGUCUCUUCCUCGCAAGUUGCUCAAGCGGUGAUCAUAUCGCCCAGCACACGGCACCGUGUCUCUCGCGCUAUACCCAGUAUUGGCGCGCAGAUCAGUGAAUCCAUGACUCUCAUAGCCGACACGCCACUCUCCGGCCCCGACCGGGACCUGGUCUCGUGGCUGUUUCGCCGCGUCGGCCCUAUCCAGAUGGUUCCCGAGAAUCUCAUCAACACGGCAACGGCGGUGAGCGCUGCAUGCCACGCUUUGACCGUGGUCGCCGUCGACGCCAUCGUGGAUGGGAGUGUCGCAGAAGGUAUCGCGAGGCCUGUGGCUCAGAAUAUCGCCGCUCAAUGCCUCCGCAGCGCGUCGACGCUCCUGCGUGACCAAAUGACCAUCGAGUCCCUGAAGGAAUCCAUGUCCGUCGCCAGGGGGAUCACCAUCAACGCGCUCCUGCAGUUGGAUCGGGGUCAGGUCAGAGCUGGGAUUUCGGAUGCUGUCAGGUACGCGGCGCAAUACUCCAAGGGGAUGUCUGAGGAGAAUUAA
Molecule: messenger RNA, 873 nt
Organism: Fonsecaea nubica
Lineage: Eukaryota; Fungi; Ascomycota; Eurotiomycetes; Chaetothyriales; Herpotrichiellaceae
Product: pyrroline-5-carboxylate reductase
Exons: 2
Coding region: 1-873 (290 amino acids)
Biological process (GO): L-proline biosynthetic process
Molecular function (GO): pyrroline-5-carboxylate reductase activity
Source: RefSeq, a predicted model, not a curated record